CCGACAUUUCUUACGAGGCACUGAGUGGAAAGUGAUAAGGAAUAUGUCGUCUGCUGGUUUCCGCGACAACAGAGACAUCUGGUGACCCCUGUCUACGUCAGAUAACUCGUGUCAGAAAAAUGACCUUCAGCAACGCCCGCAAAGUUAGACAAGGAAAAACAGUUUUUCUGGACACCAACGAGCAAGUUUAAAGUUACAAAACACCGUUUUGAUGUAGUAGGAAAAAACAUAAGUGUUGAAAAAGUAAAAAAAAAGGCAAAUUUAAAACUCUAGACUUUCUGAUUACACAUUUUCCCCUUGUAGAGUGUAGUAUAGUGUCCGAGAAUCAUGUGGACACAGAACUGUACCAGUGUCAUUGGUCAACAAGUGUUUACACACGUGGACUCCACUCUCCUCGCCAUCACGGACGGCGCACCAUUAAAACCGAUUCCAUUCGUGGAAAUCAUCCUCAAAGUAUUUUUCUACCUUCUUGUUUUCUUACUCGACAUCAUUGGAAAUUCGAUCGUAGUUUUCAUCAUUUAUGCCAACAAGCGCAUGCGUACUUCGGCGAACAUUCUGAUCGUGAAUCUGGCAAUAUCCGACAUUCUGGUUGGCUGUUUCUGUAUGUGGGUUCACCUUGGUAACCAGAUCACACACAAUUGGCCGUUCGGAGCGUUCCUCUGCAAAUUUGAGACCUUUGUACAAGUGGUAGCAGUAAUCUCCAGUGUGGUGACUCUUACCUCUCUGUCCAUAGAAAGAUUCCUCAUUGUGAUGUUUCCAAUGAAAGGCAGACUUUCUAAAAACUUGUUAACCUUCUUAGUAGUCUUCUCCUGGGUCGCUGCCAUAGGAACGAGCGCGCCAAAUCUGAAAGUGAGACAAAAACUCGAAAUCCAAUGGAGGAAUCGUAAAGACGUGUGGUGUGACGAGAUUUGGCCGAGAUUUUACACGGAUACGAGGUGUAAUUCGGACCAGCCCGGACGGAGAAGUUAUUACGUUUUUUUGUCUGUUUUUAUGUACUUUAUCCCUAUCACGGUGAUGAUGUUGGCCUAUGGACUCAUAGGCGUGAGGUUAUUCCGGCGUCAGAUGCCUGGUAACGGGGUCACUGCUGUCAACGACGUGCAUGGCAACGCAAGGAAAAAGGUGAUGAGGAUGUUUGUGGUGGUUCUAACAGCCUUCAUCGUGUGCUGGACUCCACAACAAAUCCUGAUUCUGUACAGAGUGUAUAGGGACGAACAAAAACAGGUUCCGUAUUACCUCAAAGACCUCCAGUAUGCGGCCCUGUUCGUGGCGUACAGUAACAGCGCCAUCAAUCCAAUCAUAUACGCUGGGAUGAGUCAGAAAUUCAGAAAAGGGUUCCACGACGCCAUGGCGGUCCUCAAAACGUGGCGGCAAAGAAACAAAAUUCAGCCUGCUCUGAGCUGUGGACACACUCUCCCAACUGUACACAAUAACCCAACAACAGAAGAACCCUGUCCAUUUACAUCUUAAUCCGGUCUUACCCCACAACGCAUGCGCAUUGCCAGUCAUCAAGAUAUACUCCCGGAAUGAGUUCCAAAGUGGAUGUUUUCAAUACUGUUUUGCGUUGAAUAAUUUUUUCGAGAUUCAAGGAUUUUUAUAUCAUUAAAUCGUUUUAAACCUGUUGUUAUAAUUGUUUAGCGCUCUUUUGAAAACAUACAAAUAAAACUUUAAUUUGUAUGAUAUUAUUUGUUAUAUAUGUCUUGAUUAGUACACGUAAAAUAUACUAAAUGUACG
Magallana angulata is the source of this 1731-nucleotide messenger RNA. RefSeq names its product neuropeptide FF receptor 2-like. Gene Ontology annotation, cellular component: membrane. Gene Ontology annotation, biological process: G protein-coupled receptor signaling pathway. Lineage: Eukaryota; Metazoa; Mollusca; Bivalvia; Ostreida; Ostreidae. The record is from RefSeq and is a predicted model, not a curated record. The coding region runs from base 328 to 1467 and encodes 379 amino acids. Gene Ontology annotation, molecular function: neuropeptide receptor activity; peptide binding. The transcript is spliced from 6 exons.